Fusarium venenatum is the source of this 1566-nucleotide messenger RNA. The record is from RefSeq and is a predicted model, not a curated record. Lineage: Eukaryota; Fungi; Ascomycota; Sordariomycetes; Hypocreales; Nectriaceae.
AUGUCUAAGGAGCACAUUGGAAAUGCUAGCCAUCAUAUCGACAAUGGUGGUGAGGACAGUAAAGAAAACACACAGACUCCGGAAGCCAUAGCGACGGCACUCGGUGCCCGAGGUGCAGCUCCGUCACCAUGGGGCCGUGGACAUAUCCAACUUUACAUGGCCUGCGGACUCAUCUAUCUAUGCUCGACUAUGAAUGGCUAUGAUGGAUCGCUCAUGGGCUCCAUCAACGUGAUUCCUGAAUACCAAAGCUACUAUGGCUUGGGCAAAAGCGGAUCGACUUCGACUGGUUUGGUCUUUUCCAUCUUUCAAAUCGGCCAGAUGGCGGGUGCCUUGUUCACUUGGAUCUGCGACUGGCGGGGUCGGAAAAUCACUUUGGCUGUCAGCGCCUUGUUUGUGUGUGCAUCGGCAGUUUUUACUGCUGUAGCUCCGACAUUGUCCUCAUUCAUCGGAGCUCGAUUCCUUCUCAGUUUCUUUACGACAAUUAACACUGUCGCUGCACCUAUGCUCUUGGUUGAAAUCGCGCCUCCGUUACAACGAGCAACGGUAGCAGGUAUAUACAACACUCUUUGGUAUAUGGGAAGUAUUAUUGCUACCUUUACAAUGUACGGAGCUAAUAUCCACUUGAGUGGAAACAUUAAGUGGCGACUUCCCCUAUGGCUCCAGAUACUCUGCCCUGGCUUGGUCUGUCUUGGUAGCUGGUUUCUGCCCGAGAGUCCAAGGUGGCUGAUCGCUCAAGGACGAGAUGAGGAAGCCCGCCGGUUCAUUGUCAAGCAUCACGCCAACGGUGACGCAAACCAUCCAAUUGUUGCCAUCGAGAUGCAUGAAAUCCGGAACUCACUUGUAGAGGUUCAAGGUCGCUCGCAAUGGGCUUGCUUUGACUUGCGGAGUCUUUACAAAUCCCCUGCACGCCGGUAUCGUCUUUUGCUAGUUAUUGCCAUGUCUUGGUUUGGUCAAUUCUCAGGCAAUAACGUUUCAAGCUACUACCUCCCAAUCAUGGUAACGAAUGUUGGUAUCACGUCAACUAAUCUCAUAUUGCUUUUGAACGCAUUUUACGCAUUGACCGGAUGGAUUGCUGCUUUAAUAGGAGCACGUCUUCAUGAUAUUGUAGGAAGACGAAAGAUGUUUAUGAGUUCUUGCCUGGGUAUGUCGAUAUCCUUGGCAAUUGUUGCUGCCACUGCUGCCGAGUAUGAGAAAUCUGGAAGCGUACCAUCAAGCUCUGCUAGUAUCGCAUUUAUCUUUAUUUUCGGUGUUACCUUUGCAGUGGGAUUUACUCCUAUGCAACCUAUUUACCCUGCCGAGGUUCUAGCUAUAGAUGACAUGCGGGCGAAUGGCAUGAUGGUAUCUAUGAUCACCUCCGGAUGCGCAAGCUUUGUCAACACGUUUGCAGCUCCGGUUGCCAUGGAGAACAUCCGUUAUUGGUUCUAUGUUUUUUUUGUGUUUUGGGAUUUGUUUGAGUUGGGAUUUAUCUACUUCUUCUUUGUUGAAACUAAGGGCCGUACCCUUGAAGAGCUAACUGUAGUUUUUGAAGCGCGGAAUCCCCGAAAAGCCAGCACUAAACCGCUUUAG